Messenger RNA from Gadus chalcogrammus (walleye pollock), 2131 nucleotides. RefSeq names its product leucine zipper, putative tumor suppressor 1 (gene lzts1). The coding region runs from base 51 to 2102 and encodes 683 amino acids. The transcript has 8 exons. Gene Ontology annotation, biological process: regulation of dendrite morphogenesis; regulation of synaptic plasticity. Lineage: Eukaryota; Metazoa; Chordata; Actinopteri; Gadiformes; Gadidae. Gene Ontology annotation, cellular component: dendritic spine. The record is from RefSeq and is a predicted model, not a curated record.
CACAACGCCGCCGGCCCCCACCCCAUGCCUCCACCUAUGCCGGCAGCGCCAUGGGUAGCGUCAGCAGCCUCGUCAACGGGAACAGCGUCCAGGAGAAACACUGCCAGGCGUCGGACCCCCAGCUAAAGAAGGGGGCGAGCCACCAGCACCACCUCCACCCCCCUCCGGCCCGGAGGGCGGGGGGCCGCAGCCUGCUGUCUGAGGGCCUGCUGAACUGCGGCCUCGGUCAGGGGUCCUCGUCGUGUGCGUCCACGCGCCUCCCCGCUAAGGGCCUCUCUCAUUCCAGGUCGGGACGGAGCGAAGACUUCUUCUACAUCAAGGUAAGCCAUAAACCCAGGGCUGUGUACCAGCGAGUAGGACCAAUGGACAACCACAUCUCCACAGACGAUGGCAGUGGGGAAUCCAAAGGGCGACAGCCACUGAAACUGCUGCCAGUGUUGGGCAAGAAGGCGGAGAGGGCACCCGCUGCCAAGUUAUAUAUUCAUCCCACUGCCUCGGAGUCGGUGGUUCCUAGGAGCUUGUCUGCAACCCAGGGCCAGAACAACCCGGACACUCUCUGCCCCCGGGAGACCACCAAGAGCCCUGACAUCCACAGACACAAACAAGAUACCUUCUCAGGAACCCUUUCCGACUCGGGGCGUAACUCCAUGUCCAGCCUUCCCACCCACAGCACCAGCGGGAGCGUCAGCACGGCCGCGGGCCCCGCCGUGUUCCUCACUGUUCACGGCUCGCUGUCGGGGCACGCCCUCAAUCAGGGGGCCCCGCCCAACGUCCCCCCGUGGUGCGGCGUGAACGGCGCUAACCUGGGCCCCCGAUACAACGACGGAGGGCUACCGGCUGUGGCCAAUGGCGACUCCGGAGCGCGGCCCCCCACGGAGGACCCGGGCCCUCUGACGGAGACGGGGGCCGGCAGCCGCUCGCCCAUCAACACGGACGAGCUGCUGAUCGAGCGCCUGGAGCAGAGGCUGCUGGAGAGGGAGUCGGAGCUGCAGGACCUGCAGGUGAGCUUUGAGGAGAAGGAGGAGAACACGUGCCAGCUGUUUGAGGAGCGGCAGCGGUACUGCGCGGACGAGAUGGAGGGGCUGAAGCAGCGCUGCUCCACCAAGCUGCGGCAGGUGUCCCAGAGAGUCACCAGGAACCACCAGGCCCUGCAGCAGCAGGUCGCCACGCUGCAGGCCGAGAAGGAGAGGCUUCAGGAGGACAUCGCUAAGCUGACCCAGGAGAAGGAGCUGGCUGAGGUGAGGCUGAGGUCCUACGAGACCACCAACACACAGCUAGCGCCCACGCUGGAGGAGAUCCAAUGGGAGAUUUGCCAGAAGUCCGGGGAGAUCUCGUUGUUGAAGCAGCAGCUGCGAGACAGACAGACGGACGUCAACCACAAGCUGAACGAGAUCGUGAGCCUCAAGUCCGCGCUGAAGGAGAGCAAGAGCCGAAUAGAGGCGCUGGAGAGACACAGCAGCGAAGACAAGGACCGGAUCCAUUCUCGCACUGUUGAGGUGGAGGUGUGCCAAAAUGAACUCCAGCGCAAGAAGAACGAGGCGGACUUACUGCGGGAGAAGGUGGGCCGGCUGGAGACAGACAUCCAGGGCAUGAAGCAGGAUCUGGCCUCAGCCAAAGAGCAAAGGCAGAAACACUGUUUGAAACUCGAAGCUCAGGCCCAGAAUCUAGACAAUGAAACGGGCUCGCAGAGCCCGGAGCAAGCCGCAGAGGGGACUAGAGGAGGAGGAGGAGGAGGAGGAGGAGGAGGAGGAGGAGGAGGAGGAGGAGGAGGAGGAGGAGGAGGAGGAGGCACCACCGACGCCCUCCAGAGAGAGGUGGAGAGACUGCAGAAACAGCUCAGAGAGGAGGUGGAGUCUCGGGAGAGUCUGGCCAGCAGCUUCGAGAAGGAGCGGCGUACGUGGAACAAGGAGAAGGACAGGGUGAUCCGCUACCAGAAGCAGCUGCAGAACAACUACCUGCAGAUGCACAAGAAGAACCUGGACCUGGAGCGUAUCCUGAAGGAGCUGAGCGCCGAGCUGGAGAGCAGGACCGAGCUGGACAUAGACGCCCCUUACUGCUCGGGGCUGCAGACGUACGACGAUGUGAUCGCCACAGAGAUCUGAGGAGCGUGCGUGUGUGGGAGUGACGCCAG